This is a messenger RNA of Funneliformis geosporum, 193 nucleotides long. The record is from the annotation of a GenBank genome assembly. Lineage: Eukaryota; Fungi; Glomeromycota; Glomeromycetes; Glomerales; Glomeraceae.
AUGCCAAUAAUGCCAAAAGUAAACUCAAAAAAACAACUUAAUCAAACUACUAAUAAACAAGAUGAACCUUUAAAAAAAAUUGAAAACUUGGCUAAUAAAUAUGACAUUAGGGAAGGCAUAAUAAGUGAAAUUUUAAAGGAGAAAGACUGUUGGCUUUCUGUGGAUACCAAUUCAUACCAAGCUAAUUUGAAAC